Messenger RNA from Hydatigera taeniaeformis, 1146 nucleotides. The record is from the annotation of a GenBank genome assembly. Lineage: Eukaryota; Metazoa; Platyhelminthes; Cestoda; Cyclophyllidea; Taeniidae.
AUGCCUACUUCUUCGACGCUUGAAGGGUAUUACCCAAGUGGCGUCUCUGUGACCCCCACAGCAACUUGUGAUUCCACCUCGAGCAGUGUUCUCAGUCGGUUCGAAAGUCAUCAAGGAGGACCCCUGCAAACAGCGCCACAGCAACAACACCACCAACAACAACAGCAGCAGAUAAUCGAUUUGGAGGGCCUCGACAUAGAUUUCAUCCUUAGCAGUUCCGUAGAGCAGAGGGAUGAGGCUUCCACGACUACAUUGGUUUCAACAAGCGCCACCGGGGGUCAUUUAGUGCCUCUAGCCCAAUCUCCUCAGUACACUACUUCCAAUCCUUCCACCUCCACCACUGUCACCUCUGAUAUGAUGUAUCCCAAGACCGCGUCUACAACACCCUCUUCGACUACCGUCUUUACUGGUGUCGUUCCUACAGGCGGCUUUUCCUACGCCUCUAAUUUGGACCAAGUCUCCGUUCCCCAGUACACCACCCUUGGUGCUUCCCCAUCCACCACGCGUUGGGAGCAAUCGGGUUUCUAUAGCAGUGCCUGCGUUCCCCAAUCCUCCUUGCCUCCAUCAGCCUUCAAAGUGACACGCAAAGACGACCUUCGGUACUCCACAGUUGGGUAUCAAUUCUGCCCCCAAAUUACCCACCUACCAGAUCCCUCUCAGCAUCCACCUCCCUCGGCAGCAGUCUAUCAGACCUCCUUCAUCUAUCCAAAAGAUGCCGAGUUUUACUCGCAACGCGGUCUCGUCAACGCAUUGACACCACCCGCCACACCACCAGCACUAGGUGUGAAGUCAAUACCUACACGACGGAGGAUGAGAACAGCGGGCGGUGGUGGUGGAGCGAAAUCAACUGUUUCUUCAGCCAAGAAAAACGUGGCUUUGAUACACAUGUGUCCAUUUGGCACCUGUGCCAAGGCCUACUCUAAGUCUUCGCACCUGAAAGCGCACAUGCGAGUGCAUACGGGAGAGAAGCCGUUUCCUUGUGAUUGGGUUGGUUGUAACUGGCGGUUUGCGCGAUCUGACGAGUUAACACGACACUAUCGAAAACACACUGGAGACAAGCCCUUCAAGUGCAGCGUCUGCCAACGCGCUUUUGCACGCAGCGACCAUCUCACAUUGCACAUGAAGAAGCACCGCAAUCCUAGCUAA